Salmo salar (Atlantic salmon) is the source of this 1996-nucleotide messenger RNA. The record is from RefSeq and is a predicted model, not a curated record. Lineage: Eukaryota; Metazoa; Chordata; Actinopteri; Salmoniformes; Salmonidae.
AGGGGGCACCAGUUGGGGAACCCUGAUAUACACGUUUUUAAUUCAAUUGUACACUAACCCCCUCCCUUUCUGUAUUUUAGAAAAUAAGUUAAACCUAUCUUUUCUUAAUAUCGGCGGUUGUCAGACAUCAUGCACAUUAUUUCAGCCAAUGGAUAGUUAUGUGCACCUGAUGUGGGCAACAUACAGGCCACCUUUUCAAUUGGCACCACUGACAAUAGAACUCAACAAGAACCCAGUGGAGGGCUUUUCAGCUGGCCUAAUAGACGAUGUCGAUAUAUACAAAUGGGAGGUUGUCAUCAUAGGGCCACAAGACACCCUCUUCGAAGGAGGUUUUUUUAAAGCAUACCUGACCUUUCCCUAUGAUUAUCCUCUACGGCCUCCCAAGUUGAAGUUCAUCACUGAAAUCUGGCAUCCUAAUGUGGCAAAGAAUGGUGAUGUAUGUAUCUCAAUUCUGCAUGAGCCAGGAGAGGACAAGUUUGGCUAUGAGAAGCCAGAGGAACGUUGGCUUCCUAUCCACACUGUAGAGACGAUUAUGAUCAGUGUAAUCUCCAUGCUGGCCGACCCAAACAGUGAAUCGCCUGCUAAUGUGGAUGCUGCGAAAGAGUGGAGGGAGGAUCCAAAUGGUGAAUUCAAGAGGAAGGUGGCUUGCUGUGUACGGAAAAGCCAGGAGAUGGCAUUUGACUAGAACCCAAACUCAAUGGCUAAAGGACAUGGGUUCAGAAGGAAAAUAGGCAGUUCAGCAAAAGGCUUUAGCACCCCUUCUUUUGCCAUUCAAGGGAUUUGGUUGGUCAGACACUUUUCUUUUUUUUUCCUGAGAGGUCGUUGUUUUUUGUAAGAGGAAUUAAUGUGAGAAACCUACCAGUGAAAAUUUCCCUCCAUUUCCCUAACUGGAAUUCUAUAGAAUUCUAAAUGUAAUUAUAUUUAUUUUGGAAAAAUAUAGAUUAGAUUUCAAGUUUAAUAGUCACAUGUACAGGGUUGCAAUGAUGUAAGAUGUCACUACUGUAAAUUAACUAGCUUUUUUUAUCUGCUGCUGAACAGUUUUUCUACUUCGUAUCAGGUUUCUUAUGCAAUUUGUUUGUUGUGCUUGAAGAAUUUAAAACACGUGAAAGUUCUUCUCAUUAUUAGGUUCUCACCAAGUGUCCCAUCCUCACAAUCACCUUGUCAAACAUGUUUUUGUCGUUCCACAAUCAUUUGAUCCCUCUUUCCUGAUGUUAGUUCUACUCUCUCGUGGUUUUUCUCACCUGCUUGUUGACUGGGUCCUUUACCCAGACAAUCACAAUGUCUGCUACCAAUCAUGUCACAGUCAAGUCUCUGAGGUCCUACUCACUCUGUUUUAAUGAAACGUUCCGAACCAACCAAAAAGUUAUGUUAAGACUUAAGCUAUGAUUAUUCAGUGGAUAUACCGGUUUGAUGGCAUCUGAAUUUACCUCAAUUUAAAAGGAUUACAUUUUUGUUUUCAGGUUUUAUGGAUGUUUUAUUUGUUCUUAGUCUAGUGUUACAUGGGAGCUGUAAGUGACAUUGACAUAGAACUUGACCCUCUGAGGUUGUUUCUGGGUGAUGGGUGGCACAUUUGGCUUCUUGGUGCAUGUGUAUGAUCAGAUCUUGUACAAUUCACAAUUACCCCAAGAUUUAUAUUCUAAUUUGUGUAUUCAGAUGAUAUGAUUACAAAAGCCUCAAACUAAGGCAGUCAAAUUUUUAGUUAUGGGUGCAGCCUCUUGUGGACAACAUGUUUUUCUUUGCUCUAAGGACUAUCAAGUCUCAUGAUAAUAACUGCCAUAUACCAUCUGUUUAUUCUUGGUGUAACCAGGUGGUACAUCACUGGGAGGCAUGCAAUUACACCAUUAGUUAAAACAGUUCACAAUAUGCAGAAGGCAUCUAGAGUUGCUUUGUCUUUAUUAUAUGGGAUUUUGCUGUUGGCUUGUUGAUCAAAUCAAAUUUUGUCACAUGCGCCGAAUACAACAGGUAUAGACCCUACAGUGAAAUGCUUACUUACAAA